This is a messenger RNA of Loxodonta africana (African savanna elephant), 10419 nucleotides long. It is a transcript of the gene KNTC1, whose product is annotated as kinetochore associated 1. The record is from RefSeq and is a predicted model, not a curated record. Gene Ontology annotation, cellular component: RZZ complex; cytoplasm; kinetochore microtubule. The transcript is spliced from 64 exons. The coding region runs from base 425 to 7051 and encodes 2208 amino acids. Gene Ontology annotation, biological process: protein localization to kinetochore involved in kinetochore assembly; mitotic spindle assembly checkpoint signaling; mitotic sister chromatid segregation. Gene Ontology annotation, molecular function: small GTPase binding. NCBI's taxonomy places the organism in Eukaryota, Metazoa, Chordata, Mammalia, Proboscidea, Elephantidae.
AGGCGACGAGGCCUCGCGUGUCGCAGAGCAUGCUGGGGGGAAAAGGGGUGGAGAAAAGGGCUUCUAUAGCAACGCGGCUCGAGGCGGUGAUUGGUUGUUCUUUCGAAGCGAGCGUGCCAGGCCAGAACAGAGGGCAGGGCCAAGAAUACGCCUUAGAGCGCGCAGCGUUAGGGUCGCCAUGGGGGUGGGAAUUAGGGUGAUCAACGCCCUGUUUCGGUUCUAAAACAUUCUUGGCUUCCUUCAGCCGCCGUAAGGGGGGGUGGGGCUUGGCGUUUUCCCGCCAAUUUAAACCCGAGGGAUGGAACCUAAGAUUAGGGCGGUUGUGUGAGUCGGAAAUAGGGCGGAGUAGGUCGAGUGUUCCUCUUUAGUUUCUUCAAUUGCAGGAAAGCAGUUGUUCCUGACUCAGGAAGACAGUCUUAGAAACAUGUGGAAUGAUAUUGAACUGUUAACAAACGAUGACACAGGAAGUGGGUACCUAAGCGUUGGCUCAAGAAAAGAACAUGGAACUGCUUUAUACCAAGUAGAUCUGCUAGCGAAGAUCUCCUCCGAGAAGGCCUCGUUAAACCCUAAGAUACAAGCAUGCAGCUUAAGUGAUGGGUUUAUCAUUACAGCAGACCAGUCAGUGAUUCUGCUUGACAGCUUCUGUAGAUCACUUCAGUUGCAUCUCAUAUUUGAUACUGAUGUGGAUGUGGUUGGCCUCUGUCAAAAAGGAAAUUUUCUUUUGGUUGGUGAGAGAAAUGGCAAUGUGCACCUUAUUCAUGUAACAUCAAAGCAAACGUUACUCACUAAUGCUUUUGUUCAGAAGGCUAACGAUGAAAAUGAGCGUACUUACCGGAGUCUUGUUAUUGAGAAUGAUGGUUCAAAUGAAGGUACCUAUUAUAUGCUGCUCCUUACAAACAGUGGAUUUUUUUAUGUUACGAACCUUCAGCUUGGAAAAGUUCAGCACGCAAUUGAGAAUGUAGACUUCAAUACAGCAAAAAAGUUACAAGGACAAAUCAAGUCCACCUUUAUAUCAACUGAAAAUCAUCAUGCUCUUGGUUGUCUCAGUCUUGUGGUUGGAGAUUUAGCGAGUGAAAUCCCUGUGAUAAUUGGGGGAACUGGUAAUUGUGCAUUCACAAAAUGGGCACCGGAUUCUUCCAAGAAAGGAAUGGUUGUCAAGAAUCUUGUUGAUUCAGGGAUUAUUAAAGGUGCAAAGAAGUUCCAGCUCAUAGACAAUCUACUUUUUGUUCUUGAUACACAAAAUGUGCUAAGCUUAUGGGAUCUUUACACUCUAACUCCCGUGUGGAACUGGCCCUCUCUUCACAUCGAAGAGUUUCUCCUUACUACAGAAGCAGAUUCUCCCUCUUCAGUCAUGUGGCAAGGGAUCACAAAUCUCAAACUAGUAGCUCUGACAACUACUACGAAUAAGAAGAUGAAAAAUCUUGCAGUUUAUACAUUACCUACAAUGGAAAUACUAUAUUCUUUGGAAGUAUCUAGUGUUUCUUCACUGGUCCAAACUGGAAUUAGCACAGAUACCAUAUACCUUCUGGAGGGAAUUUGCAAAAAUGAUCCCAAACUAUCUGAAGAGUCAGCCUCUGUCUUAGUACUUCGGUGUCUUACGGAAGCUUUACCAGAAAACAGAUUGAGCCGGUUACUCCACAAACACAGAUUUGCUGAAGCUGAGAACUUUGCCAUUCAGUUUGGACUAGAUGUUGAGCUUGUUUACAAGGUAAAAUCAAACGAUAUGCUGGAGAAGCUAGCUUUGAGUUCCGUGGACACCAGUGAGCGGACCGAAUGGCAAGCGCUUGUAGAUGAAGCUAAAGAAAAUCUGCACAAAAUCAAGGACGAUGAAUUCGUGGUGAAUUACUGCUUGAAGGCGCAGUGGAUAACCUAUGAAACAACCCAGGAGAUGCUAAAUUAUGCCAAAACCAGGCUUCUGAAGAAAGAAGAUAAAGCUGUUACUGCCUAUUCCGAUGGCCUGAAAGAGGUACUAAAGGCUCAUGCGAAGUUGACUACUUUUUAUGGAGCAUUUGGACCAGAGAAAUUCAGUGGUAGUUCUUGGAUUGAAUUUCUGAAAAAUGAAGAUGAUCUUAAGGAUAUUUUUUUACAGCUACGAGAAGGAAACCUUGUUUGCGCACAGUACCUUUGGCUCAGACAUCGGGCCAACUUCGAAAGCAGGUUUGACGUGAAAAUGCUUGAGAGGUUGCUCAACUCAAUUUCUACUCCAGUCUCUUUGCAAAACCUUUGUCUGUGGUUUAAAAAUGAUGUCAUUCCAUUUGUGCAAAAGACGGUACCAGAAGGACAGAAAAUUCUUGCAAAAUGGUUGGAGCAAGCAGCCAGGAACCUCGAAUUAACUGAUAAGGCAAACUGGCCAGAAAAUGGACUCCAACUGGCAGAGGUAUUUUUUACAGCAGAAAAACCAAAUGAGUUGGGAUUGGUGUCUUCUUGGCAUUGGAUUUCCUUGAAGGAUUAUCAAAACACAGAGGAAGUAUGCCAGUUAAGGACUUUGGUAAAUAACUUACGAGAGCUGAUCACGUUGCACAGGAAAUACAACUGCAAAUUGGCCCUCUCUGAUUUUGAGAAGGAGAAUACAACAACCAUAGUGUUCCGAAUGUUUGAUAAAGUAUUGGCCCCAGAGCUUAUUCCUUCCACCUUAGAGAAGUUUAUAAGAGUUUACAUGAGAGAACAUGACUUGCAGGAGGAGGAGCUUCUCCUACUGUACAUAGAGGAUUUAUUGGAGAGAUGUAGCUCAAAGUCUACGUCACUCUUUGAAACGGCAUGGGAAGCAAAAGCCAUGGCAGUAAUAGGUUGUUUAUCUGACACAGAUCUCAUAUUCGAUGCUGUCCUUAAGAUAAUGUACGCGGCUGUGGUUCCUUGGAGUGCCGCCGUAGAGCAGCUGGUGAAACAGCACUUGGAAAUGGACCAUCCCAAAGUCAAGUUAUUACAGGAAAGUUACAAACUAAUGGAGAUGAAGAAACUUUUACGAGGCUAUGGAAUAAGGGAGCUGAAUCUCUUAAACAAGGAAAUCAUGAGGGUGGUCAGGUACAUUCUCAAGCAGGAUGUCCCCUCUUCUCUGGAGGAUGCUUCGAAGGUGGCACAAGCAUACAUGUUGUCUGAUGAUGAAAUCUACAGUCUAAGGAUAAUCGACUUGAUUGAUAGAGAACAGGGUGAAGAAUGUCUCCAUCUACUGAGGUCUUUGCCCCCUGCAGAAGCUGAGAAAACUGCAGAGAGAGUGAUCAUAUGGGCACGUUUGGCAUUACAGGAAGAACCAGAUGAUUCCAAAGAGGACAAGACCUGGAGAAUGUCUGUAGCGAAGACGUCAGUAGACAUUCUUAAAACACUUUGCGACAUUCAGAAAGACAAUCUGCCGAAGAAGGAUGAAAGUGAGGAAGUCUUAAACCUGUUUAAAGCUGUUGCCAGCUUGCAGGAGAACUUUGAUAUCUUCCUUUCAUUUGAAGAUUACAGCAGUAGUUCCCUGGUGGCAAAUCUCCACGAACAGCACAUUCAAGCUUAUGAAGUUGCUCAGCCUAAGCACAAACCCAGGAGGUCCCCAGAGCCCUCAGCUGCUGGGACACAGAGCCUGCACGCAGAAUCAAAGCUGCACAGACAGGCGCUGGCGCUACAGGUGUCAGAACAAGAGCUGGAGGCAGAGCUGACCCUGAGGGCCCUAAAUGAUGGGCAAGUCGAAACAGUGCUGAAAAAAUGCAGAGACUUGUUUAAGUAUCACUGCAAUGCGGACACUGGGAAGUUGCUGUUUUUGACAUGCCAGAAGCUUUGUCAUAUGUUGGCUAACGAUGUCCCAAUGAUAAUACCUGUGGGAAUAAAUCUUCCUUCAGAGAUACAUGACUUAGCCUGCCAAGCUGCCACCAUCUGUAGCCCAGAUUUUUUACUGGAUGCUUUAGAACUAUGUAAAUAUACUUUAACAGCAGUGGAACUUUCCAGGCAGUGCCAGAUGGAUGACUGUGGAAUUCUAAUGAAAACUUCUUUUGGAACACAUAAAGAUCCUUAUGAAGAGUGGUCUUACAGCAACUUCUUCAAUGAAGAUGGAAUUGUCCUUGAGUCACAGAUGGUGCUACCUGUUAUUUAUGAAUUGAUUUCAUCACUUGUGCCUCUAACUGAAAGCAAGAAACAUCCCUUGGAUUCUGCAAGUUUGCCAUACUGCUCAUCUAGUGACGGAGAGAGCCUCAUUUUACCAAUUAUAAGUUCCAUCUCUGCCCUGCUUCAGAACCUCCAGGAAUCUAGCCAGUGGGAGCUGGCCCUCCGAUUCGUAAUCGGUUCCUUUGGCACCUGUCUUCAGCACUCGGUGUCAAACUUCAUGAAUGACAGUUUGAGUGAAAAGUUGUUUGGAGAAACCACAUUGGUUAAAUCAAGGAAUGUCGUUAUGGAAUUGAAGGAAAAAGCCGUUAUGUUUAUCAGGGCAAAUGCUACAACACUCUUACACAAAGUAUUCAAUUGUCGCCUGGUGGACCUGGACUUGGCCUUGGGUUACUGCACUCUAUUACCCCAAAAAGAAGUGUUUGAAAACCUCUGGAAGCUCGUAGACAAAGCAUGGCACAAUUACGACAAAAUUUUGGCGAUAUCUCUGGUGGGCUCUCAGCUGGCCAGGCUCUAUCAGGACAAAGAAAUGGAACUUCAGUUCUGUGAACUCAGUACUGAUGCCCAGUGGGGUGUCCGUCUCAGCAAGCUUGGUAUUUCUUUUCAGCCAGCUUUCAGGCAACACUUUUUAACCAAGAAAGACCUCAUUAAAGCUCUUGUGGAGAAUAUAGAUAUGGACACAAGCCUCAUUCUGGAGUAUUGCAGUGCCUUCCAGCUGGACUGCGAUGCAGCGCUCAAGCUGUUCAUCGAGACUCUGCUGCACCAGACUAACGCCAGCCAAGGCCAGGGGGAUGCGGCUGUGGAGCUCACAAAGCAGCAGCACCCCAAACUCCUGGCCAAAGCCAUCGAAAUGGUCCCUUUACUGACGAGCACGAAAGAUUUGGUCAUCAGCCUCAGUGGAAUCCUGCACAAGUUGGAUCCUUAUGACUAUGAAAUGAUUGAAGUUGUCCUGAAAGUUAUAGAAAGAGCUGAUGAGAAGAUAACCAACAUUAAUAUUAAUCAGGCACUGAGCCUUCUGAAACAUUUGAAGUCAUACAAAAGGAUUUCUCCUCCAGUGGACCUAGAAUAUCAGUAUAUGUUGGAGCAUGUAAUAACUUUGCCAUCAGCUGCCCAAAACAGACUUCCUUUUCACUUAAUCUUCUUUGGCACAGCACAGAACUUCUGGAAAAUUCUCUCCACAGAACUCAGUGAAGAAUCAUUCCCAACAUUGCUCUUAAUUUCUAAAUUAAUGAAGUUUUCUUUGGACACUCUCUACGUGUCAACAGCCAAACAUGUUUUUGAGAAAAAACUGAAGCCAAAGCUCCUGAAGUUAUCACAAGCUAAAUCCUCAACUCUGAUGACCAAGGAAGUAACCAAGAUCACUCAAACCAUCGAAUCCUACUUAUUGUCUAUAGUUAAUCCUGAGUGGGCUGUCGCUAUUGCUAUCAGUAUUGCCCAGGAUAUUCCAGAAGGUUCCUUCAAAAUGUCUAGUUUGAAAUUCUGCCUUUAUUUAGCUGAGAGAUGGCUACAGAAUAUCCCGGCUCAGGACGAAACCCGCGACAAAGCCGAGGCUCUACUGAAGAAGCUUCAUAUCCAGUACCGGCGAUCAGGCACCGAAGCCGUGCUGAUUGCCCACAAGCUGAACACCGCCGAGUAUUUGCGCGCGAUCGGGAAGCCAGCCCACCUCAUUGUCAGUCUGUAUGAGCACCCCAGCGUAAGUCAGAGGAUUCAGAACUCAUCAGGCAGAGAUUACCCCGAUAUUCAUGCAGCAGCUAAAGAAAUAGCUGAAGUCAAUGAACUGAACUUGGAAAAAGUCUGGGACAUGUUGUUGGAAAAAUGGCUGUGCCCUACAACAAAACCUGGUGAAAAACCUUCAGAAUUAUUUGAACUUCAAGAAGAUGAAGCACUUCGAAGAGUCCUGUAUCUCCUUCUGUCUCGCCCUAUUGAUUACAGCUCAAGGAUGCUGUUUGUGUUUGCAACAUCUGCUACAACUACUUUGGGGACACGUCAGUUAACUUUUGCCCACAGAACACGGGCUCUUCAGUGUCUCCUGUAUUUGGCUGACAAGCAAACUGUAGAGUCUCUCUUCAAAAAACCAAUCGAAGAAGUAAAGUCGUAUCUGAAGUGUAUAACCUUUCUGGCAUCAUUUGAGACUUUGAAUAUCCCCAUCACGUAUGAAUUAUUUUGCAACAGCCCCAAAGAAGGAAUGAUUAAGGGUCUGUGGAAAAACCAUAGCCACGAAUCCAUGGCGGUGCGGUUGGUGGCAGAGCUUUGUUUAGAAUACAGCGUCUAUGACCUGCAGCUUUGGAACGGGCUUCUGCAGAAGCUCCUUGGCUUCAGCAUGAUUCCUUAUCUGAGAAAGGUCUUAACAGCCAUCUCUGGCAUCCAUUCUUUAUGGCAGGUUCCUUACUUUAGCAAAGCGUGGCAGCGCGUGAUACAGAUACCACUGCUUUCAGCCUCUUGCCCUUUAAGUCCGAAUCAGUUAUCAGAUUGUUGUGAGAGUCUCAUCGCCGUCUUAGAAUGUCCAGUUUCAGAUGACCUCGACAUGAUCAGUGUUGCCAGGCAGUAUGUCCAGCUAGAGCUUCCAGCUUUUGCGUUGGCCUGUCUCAUGCUCAUGCCCCACUCGGAAAAAAGACACCAGCAAAUUAAGAACUUUCUGGGCUCCUGCGAUCCUCAGAUCAUUUUACAGCAAUUAGAGGAGCAUAUGAAUACCGGCCAGUUAGCAGGAUUUUCACAUCAAAUUAGAAGUUUGAUUCUGAAUAACAUCAUAAAUAAGAAGGAGUUUGGGAUUUUGGCGAAGACAAAACACUUUCAAGCAUUGAAACUGCACGUGAUGAAUACUAACGAUAUUACUGAGCUAGUCAACUACUUGGCAAAAGAGUUAAGUUUAGAUGAAGCUUCAGUCUUUAUAAUGGAAUACUCAAAGCAUUGUGGGAAACCUGUGCCCCCAGACGCUGCUCCCUGUGAAAUUAUAAAGAUGUUUCUUAGUGGAUUAUAGUAAAUCAUCAAACCUUUUUCAAGGUCAAGAGGAAGUCUGGAGUCUACUGUUAACUGACCAUAUUUAUUAUGGCUUUAAAAUUGUGUGCUCAGUGUUAUACAGCUGUUUGUUAAAUGUUACCCCACAAUAACUAAGAUGCUUAGUAUUAGCAUAAUUUUGUCUCAUAUUGAACUCAUGCCCUAAAUUAAUAAAUCAGAUUUUUUUUUUUUUUUUUUGCCAUGGUGACUUGUAUAAUUUCUAUAGACUGUCAACUGUUUGCACCAUAUAUAAAGGAAAGAAAAUGCAAAAAUAUUUUGCUCCCCACUCAAGAAAAGCAGCUUAUUAUAUCCUAUUUCUUCCAUGUAUAUAAAUAACAAUCUUUUCAAUGUUAACACUAAGUCAGUAUGCGUAUAGCUUUUGCUGCAGAGCGUGUCACUCAGUGUCCAGUCAGAAAAAUAGGACCUACUCUAGAUAUUUCAACCAAAGAAGGAUUUAAUGCUAGAAAUUGGUUAUAAAGGUGUUAAAAGGACUAAAGAAGCAAAAAAGAGAGAAGGGGUGCUAGAGAAGCUAAAGGGAGAGGGGACUUUUAGCAAAGAUCAGGAAGCUGCCUCUGCCCCUGAGUUGGAGCCACGAGCCCACAUUUGCUGCUAAGCCUUUGAAGAUGCUGUUGGGUCCACAGCCGCUGCACAGAAGCCUGGGGGUCCGUCCCCACCACCGCUGCACGGGAGCCUGGGGGUCUGCUCCCAUCGCUGCUGCCGAACACUUGCUCCCAUGCGGCCUUCCUGCCACUGCCCAGCCACCACCAAAAGAGAAGUUAGCUCUUCACCCUCUCCAACUCUCUAAUUCUUGUGCCGGUACCCAGACAUGGCAGAACCAGACAGAAAGCCAUCUGGGAGGCUGGUAAGUGUCAUCUGCAAGUUUAAGUCCCCCCAAGUUUGGAGGAUGACCGAGAAGGGCAAAUGAGGAGCUGCAAGGCAGCAGCCGCUACCUAGCACACAGACUUGAUGUGACACGUACUAUUCUGCCUCUUUAGUCUUUUGCUGUACUUGCGCGUAACGUAAGUAAACUUAAUUUGAUGUUACUGGAAUUAAUUUGCCUUUGUUUUGCCAGUUGAGAAAAAUAUUUCUAUUCAGAAGCCUUGGUGUAGCAUAGCAAUUAACAUCCUGGGCAUUAGAGUAAAACAAGUCCAGAUUUGAAUUCUGGCUCUCUCAUUUACUAGCUGUUUGAUCCUGUACAAGUUAUUUACCCUGUCUGGGCUUGGGUGCUGCUCUGAUGCUGAACUUUCAGUGGAGCUUCCAGACUCAGAUGGACUAGGAAGAAAGGCCUGGCAAUCUACCUCUGAAAAUCAGCCAGUGGAAGCCCUGUGGAUCACAAUGGCCCAAUCCACAACCUGUCACGGGGAUGGUGCAGGACUGGGUAGCAUUUCAUUCUGUCGUACGUGGGGUCGCCAUGAGUCUGGGGCUGAUUCAACAGCAGCUAACAAAAGCAACAGGCUUUAAUUCCCUCAUCUCUAAAACGAGGACCUACCUUCUAGUGACCUGAGGUUUGAGUCACGGUUCAUAAAGAGCGUUUAACACAGUACUUGUAAGUGCCUGAAAAUGCCAGCUAUUGAUAUUAUGUAGGUAAUACAGCUAACUGCAAGUUUUUAUAACAUUAUUUUGUGCUUUGCAAAUUUUAUUACGCUUAACAUUUCUCAAUAAUAAUGACUUUUUAAAUGCAAAUACCUUAAUUUAUCAGUGGUACUUAUUUUAAUGGAAUUUGGCCUAUACUAAAAGCAUAGUCCCAGUAACUAUUUAUUUACUUAGGCCUUAGACAAACUUCUUGUAAAGUUCAUAUACAAAAAUAAAUAAGAAUAGCCAGAAUAAGUCAGGAGAACCGGCGUAAUGACGGAGAAUUAGCCCAGCCAGAUCUUAAAACGUUUUGUAAAAGCUCAAUAAUUAAAUCAGCGUGGUAGCAGCAAAUUAACAGACAGGUCAAUGAAAUACAGUAAGAAGCCAGGAUGGUGAGCCUUCGGCCCGCUGACUUUGGACACGCCAUCAGGAAAGACCAAUCACUAGAAAAGGACAUCAUGUUUGGUAAAGUAGAGGGUCAGUGAGAACAAGGGAAGCCUUCAGUAGGAUGGCCUGACACAACAGUCACAAUGGACUCAAAAAUACCAACGAUCAUGAAGAUGGCACAGGACCAGGCAGCGUUCCCUUCUGGUGAACAUAAAUCAGUUCACCGUGAGUCUGAGGAUCUCACGCAACACUGUCCGUUCCUACCAGCGCGUUUGAAUGCCUACUGUAGCCGCCUCAACCCAGCAAUCUCAUUGUUUAAAAAGCUCUGGCUAAUUUGAUAGGUAAAAAUGGUACCUCACUACUCAUGUUUGUAUUUCUUUGAUAUUUGAGUGAUUGAAGCUGAAGACGACCAAUUCUAAGACCAAAAUCUCCAGUCGAAUCUGUAGUUGUGUUCUAUGUGCAAGGAACGGAUAUGGUCAAGUGGUGGCACUAGAACUUUACAAAUGGAAGCGAGCCUCCCUACUUGGCUGACUCUGGAUCUCAGGUAUAAAGGAGCUGUUUCCCAGGCUGAAUAUUGGUUUCACUGUUCGCAUUAAAGUUCUGCUAGGUAAAAGGUUCGUUUUCAGUGUGCCAGAGAAGUAGACUUUUGGCAACAUAAAUGUAUUUGAGCUUAUUUUGAGUUCAAAUAUACAACUAGCCAUGAUCCUUCUUCUUGUAUUUUAUUAUGUUUUUAUUAGUCAUGGUUGCUUUUUCCUUUUUUUUUAAUACACAUUUUAUUUGAGAAAAAUUAAGCAUCCUCUUUGCUUGCUGAUUAGUUACGAUGUGAACUAUGGCUCUUAACAUUUGUUCAUUGAUGUUACGACACUCAUUUCAGGAUCUUAAACUUUUUUUUUUUUUUUUUAAUUUUCAGGGACGGAGUGGGCAUUGUUUUUGUUUGCAGAAAACAACUAUUAAAAACUCAGAAGUAAUUUUUUUUUUUUUUUCCCCUGUGCCAGUCCUGGUCUGGUUUACUCUCCAGCUCAUUCUUCACUCUUUCCCUGGCUCUGCUUCUAGCAGGGGACUGCUCUCACGUCCUGAUUUCCCAGACUCCCGUGGCAGCCAGGUUCUCACUAGGGUCAGCCAAUGGGAGACGUGGUGAGAGAUUGGAGAGUGGGAGAAGGGAGAUGCCAGAGUAUUUCUCUUUCUUGAGUCAGUGCGUAUGGUAGCAGGGGUUGCCUCUUAUCUGGGCCUCCUGCUGGCAAAAUUUUGUCUCAAUCAGCCUCUGGGAGUCUCUCCAGCCCAGGGGUGCUGAGGGCUUCCUGCUGCUGCGUUGACCACCAUUUUCCUUUUUGGCCCCUCAGUUCCUCCUGCACCUGUGCAACGAAUUCCCUAAAUAAAAUGCCUCUAAUUCUG